Hyla sarda is the source of this 5971-nucleotide messenger RNA. It is a transcript of the gene TCF12, whose product is annotated as transcription factor 12. Bases 1742 to 3856 code for a protein of 704 amino acids. The record is from RefSeq and is a predicted model, not a curated record. The transcript has 21 exons. NCBI's taxonomy places the organism in Eukaryota, Metazoa, Chordata, Amphibia, Anura, Hylidae. Gene Ontology annotation, biological process: regulation of transcription by RNA polymerase II. Gene Ontology annotation, cellular component: transcription regulator complex. Gene Ontology annotation, molecular function: RNA polymerase II cis-regulatory region sequence-specific DNA binding; DNA-binding transcription factor activity, RNA polymerase II-specific; protein dimerization activity.
UGCUGCUAAUAGCAACCGCUGAACAUGCUUCAAACCCUGGUAAGAAGAUGAGGGCGUAAAGGUACACCCUCAGUCCUUAAGUACCUGUACACCCUUCAUCCUUAAGGGGUUAAUGACCACAAUAAAAAUGUGUAGUGGUCAUUAAGAGCGCUGUAGAUGCCACUGUGUUGUACCCCUAUCCACAGGAUAGGGGGUAGAGCAGUCUGGCAUCUGCAGUACACAAAUACAUGGAACAUCUGUCUACAGCAUGCCCUCUGAUCUCUUAAAGGGGCCCCAGAUCUUGUAGUUGAACCCACCAGGAUCAGUUCCCUAUUUCUAUGGAUAGGUGAUCUAUACAGCCACUGUGCUUCAUCAAAAAUUAGUGCAUGUCCGAACUUUUUUCUCUUCUCAACUACCCUAAAAUUCUGGACACCUGAUGAAACCCUUUUAAGUCAAUCUUGGACUCCGGCAGGACAACAGCAGUGUAAACAUAGCCCAAAAUAUUUAUGUGCUGGACAAACCCUAUAGACCAUUUAUUGAGAGAAAUUACAAUAAUAACCUGUACAAGAUCCUCCAGCUUCAAAAAAUAUCAGAAUUAUUUUAUGGACAAAGAAAAAAGUUCCCUUCUCUAACGGACUGUCUAGGAAUUUCUAGAUGGUCGGCAAGUGAUGACGGUUUGUAGGAGGUCGGGUACAGCACAUGAGAUGCCAGUCACAUCACCAGCAUCCCGCGGUACCACCUGUUAAUAAGCCGCAUGUGAACAGGAGCCUCAGCUCCGGGCAUCUGCACUCAGGAGCAUCAGCUGGCACAGGGCCAUGAGGGGGGCCAGGUCACGUGUUCCAGUGCCCGGGGGCGCGCGCCGCCAACCAGUCCACCCCGCCCCCCUACUGUUCGGCGCGCUCCUCGGCCGCGGACUAUACUUCACUAAUGACUUGUGGAGGAACCGCGUGAAUACGGUUGAGCCGAGCUUAUAGCUGCUCUGUACCGUACAAGAAACAGCGAGCACACGUCUUGCCACACUGACAGGGCCAAGCGUGUGUGUCUGGGGGAGGGGAGGGUUGUAUCGGCGCUAAUGAAGCCGAAUGAUAUUGUGACAGUGCAUUCAUCAACCAUUGGUGACAGCAUCGAUCCCACUCUGUCACAGACACAUCUCCACCGCCCCCCAGGACCGCGGCUGGCGCAGCAGCUGUUCCCGUGACCGACCCCUUCAGAGGAGCACACGCUCACCGCUCCAAUUAGCGGUGUCAUCCGAGGAAGAGCCGACAGUCCCACCCGGGCCCAGUUUCUUCCGAGCUGCGCCCUCAUACUUAUAACGUCCCUGUGGAGCAGCCGCUCUUCAUAUCCCUCCGCCCACUCUCCUGGAGCCGGAUCUUGCUUCUCAUUAACAGGGGCUGCAUUUGGUCAGCGGAAGAGUUAACAUAAGUAGUGCCGGAAUCUGUUUUAUACGCUCUCGCUUCGGCGGAGGGAUAUUCUUCUUGGACCUAACGUGGUGCUGAGGCUCGACGAGCGGAAAAAAAAAAAAAAAAUAUGUCUGCCUGAGGGAGACCCACAAGUUCCUAUCGGCUGAAAACAAAACCUUUCGGUGCUGUGAAAGCCCCCCAAACCGGCAGAAACCGGGAGUUUAGACGACGCUCUGCUCGGGUGACGGAUUUAGGCUGCUGUCAGGACCCCGGGAGGAAGGUGUACAAGGACUCCCAUAAACUUCAAUCCAAUUGUUGGAUGUUUAGACGGAAAAAAAAGGAGCUGAUCUGAGUGGUUGGAGAUGAAUCCUCAGCAGCGGAUGGCCGCUAUAGGCACAGACAAGGAACUGAGUGACCUCCUGGAUUUCAGUGCGAUGUUUUCUCCACCUGUUAAUAGUGGGAAAACCAGACCAACUACACUAGGAAGUAGUCAAUUCAGUGGAUCAGGUAUUGAUGAACGGUCUGCUACUUCUUCAUGGGGGACAAGUGGGCAGAUGAGCCCGUCCUACGAAUCAUCAAGGGGUUUUGAAGACAGCCCUCAUUACAAUGAACACUUGAGUGACAGUCGAUUAGGGCCCCAUGAAGGAUUGUCCCCGACACCUUUCAUGAACUCAAAUCUGAUGGGGAAAACAGCUGAUAGAGGCCCUUUCCCAGUGUUUGGCAGAGAUUCAGCAGUGCCUGGUUGUCAGACCAGCCUCAUUCGAACCGAUAUUGGACUUGGUAGUUCGGGGCAGCUUCCGACCUCAGGAAAACCAGGAAGCCCUUAUUUUCCAUUUUCUGCAUCAGGUUCUCGUCGAAGGCCAAUACAGGACACCCCAACCCUAGAUCCUGUGCAAACUAAGAAGAUAAGAAAGGUCCCGCCUGGUUUGCCUUCUUCCGUCUAUGCACCCUCUCCAGGUUCAGAUGAUUUCAAUCGGGAGUCUCCAAGCUACCCAUCCCCUAAACCACCCAGCAGUAUGUUCGCUAGCACUUUCUUUCUGCAAGAUGGCAACCAUAAUUCAUCAGAGCUAUGGAAUUCCUCGAAUGGAAUUGGCCAACCUGGCUACAGUGGAAUGAUGGGCAGUUCAUCUUCUCAUAUGCCACAGUCAAACAAUUAUGGCAGCCUACAUGACCGUUUGAACUAUCCACCACAUCCAGUUUCACCAACAGACCUAAAUGCCAGUCUUCCACCAAUGUCUACCUUCCAUCGCGGUAGCACCACUAGUUCCGCUUAUGUUGCUUCUUCCCAUACGCCACCCAUCAAUGGAUCAGACAAUCUUAUGGGCACAGGAAGCAGAGUUAAUGCAACAGGCAGCUCACAAACAGGAGAUGCACUUGGAAAAGCUCUGGCAUCUAUUUAUUCUCCUGACCACACCAGCAGUAGUUUUCCAUCAAAUCCUUCAACCCCUGUCGGCUCCCCUUCUCCUCUUCCAGGUGCCAACCAAUGGUCUAGACAAGGAGGGCAAACACCUUCAUCUCCGAGCUAUGAAAAUUCACUUCACUCCCUGAAAAAUCGGGUUGAGCAGCAACUCCAAGAGCAUUUGCAAGAUGCUAUGUCCUUCUUAAAGGAUGUCUGUGAGCAGUCUCGGAUGGAGGACCGUCUAGAUCGACUUGAUGAUGCAAUACACGUCCUGCGGAACCAUGCAGUAGGACCUUCCACUAGCAUGCCCGCUGAUAUACACAGUUUACUGGGGGCAGCACACAAUGGACCCAUUGUAAGCCUGACUUCAAAUUAUGGGACAGCUGGACUUGUACCAAACAGUCGACAGACCUCAAUGUUGGGAAAUCAGAGAGAAGAGUCUGUGAGUCUCAACAAUGACCAUGCAGCUCUGUCCAGCACAGUCUCUGCUUCAAGCACAGAAAUAAACCACAAAAGCCAAGACAAUUACAGAGCAUUGUCUGCUGGAUUGACAAACCAACCUGUUAUGCCGCCCCUCAUAGAAGUGAAGUCUGAGCGUAAAGAAAAAGAUGAAAAUCUUCUUGACCACGGCACAUCAGAUGACAUGAAAUCAGAUGAUGAAACGUCUCAAUCGGACUUAAAAACCUCAAGGGGUAGAACAAGCAGUAUUAAUGAAGAUGAAGACUUAAAUCCUGAACAAAAGCUGGAAAGAGAAAGGGAAAGGAGGAUGGCAAACAAUGCAAGGGAACGAUUACGCGUUAGGGACAUCAAUGAAGCUUUUAAAGAACUUGGACGCAUGUGUCAAUUACAUUUAAAGAGUGAAAAACCACAGACAAAACUGCUAAUUCUUCAUCAGGCUGUAGCAGUUAUUCUGAAUCUAGAGCAGCAAGUUAGAGAGAGGAAUCUAAACCCAAAAGCAGCCUGCCUUAAACGAAGGGAAGAAGAAAAAGUUUCUGCCGUAUCGGCAGAACCACCAACUGCACAUCCGGGAACUCAUCCUGGGCUUACUGAUAAUACCAACCCUAUGGGUCAUAUGUAAACAUCAGCCAGGACUCGCACUAUGAAUAGGAUAUAGAAGGUGACCUUUUCAUCACAAGGACACAGACAACUAACAUUGACGACACAAAUCUGACAGGAUAAUGAGCAAACAAAGAGGGGGGACUUGAAUCAAGAUGCCCAAAAUGCAAUAUGAUGAUGAAAGCAAAUGUGGAACACCUGCAUCAGAAGUUGAAAUCUGCUAGAAUUUCAGCCCAUUUCUGAACAUAUCUUCUUGUUUGUGUGUCGUUCCUGCACAAUCAGACUGUCCUACUAUCUCCACACCUUGUGGAAGCUGCCUUGUGCCUAAACUGAAUUGACAAAUGCAUUGUAUCUACAAAUUUUAUUUAUUGUUAAGGAACUGUUGUAAAGGUCUACGUUUAAAGAAAAAAAGGGAAAAGUUGGGCUGAAAGUGAUAAAGAUUUCAGUUGAUGCCAGCAUUUGUUAGAACUGUUCUCUUGCAGAGAAUACAAACAGUGGCGACCUGUGACCCUUUAGCAUUCCCAGCAUACCUAUUAGUGUCUUAAAGAAGGAAGGGAAAUGGCUUUUUUUUUGUCAUUUCCAUUUCUUUUGCCAUUUGCAUAGUGUUUUCCAACUAAUGGAAGAUAUUCCAUGGCAUAGCUUUGUUUUUAUUUCUUUUUUAUGUUAAUUUUGAUCUCUGGUAAUCUGAACAGUUAUGGUCAUAGGUAUCCUCCCAUGUUAUACUCCAUGCUUUGACUCAUGAAAUGGUGAAGAUAGAAGACUAGAGCAAUAUUUUGAUAUGACUAUAGAAAUGAAAAUUGUUAUGUGGAUAAAGGAAAAACAAAGAUCUCUAGGCUUCAUAGAAAAACAAACUGUAUUGGGGGGAAAGAGUACUUACUAGAACAGCUACAUUUACCCAUGCAGUAUCUGUAGGGCAGCAAGCAUUAACUAUAAGUAAGCACAAAGCUAAAAUACAAAGGAGACUUGUCAGGCAGUAAUUCUGGUAAUCUUACCAUUGCUGGAUGUGUGUGUGUGAACAAAUCUUAUUGUAUUAGGGAACAUGAAAGCAAUGGUCACCAUUUAAAAAAAACAACAACAAAAAACGGAUGAUUUUGUAAAGGAAGGUUUAUAUUCUUUAACUAUAUUAGAGUGUAACCCAUUGAACAGUUAUUUAUUCUGUUCUUGCAAAACCCUCUCACCAACAUAUAGAUUCCUGUUAACUUUUACCCAAUCAGUCUUCCACUUCGAGCAUGGAGAAAAUAAAUUCAUAUUAAGAUUUUUGUCCUGGUUUGAACAAAGGUUUUCCCAGUUGUAACAGAUUCUGCACAGAACAAAAUAUAUAUGUAUAUUUUUUCUUUUUGGUAAAAAAAUUACAUUUUAUUGGUCCCUUACAAAGUUAAGGGAGUUAGUGGAUCUUACGUUUUGCUGAUAUUUGCAUCCGAUCAUGGGACUAGAUCUGUGGCCUUGUUCUUCAUUUCAGUAUUUAUCAACAUUGUUGCUUUUGACAUGUGAGAGAAAUCACAUGCCACUGCCUGGCCUUUUUUUAUUUUUAUUUCUUCCUUUUUUUUCCUCUUUUGUUUGUGGCUUUAUUAGACUUUGCAGUAUGCCCAGAAGCUUUCCUUCAUAAAAUAGAAAGAAAAAACAUUUGGCUUAUUUUUCACUGUAGUUAGUCUUUUAUACAAUAAUCUUGUAAGAAAAUUUCUUGGAUUCUAAAUAUUACUCUUUCUAGAUUUUUGAAAUCGAAAAAGUUUUCAGUAAAAAGUUUCUUACUUUAUUUUACUAUAUUAGGUAGUAAAAAUGUAGGGUUAUUUACCAUAACCUGUUCAUUAAUAUCAGAAAUUUACAAUAGCAUUUUAAGAACAUAGUAGGGUCCUAGCAUACCGUGUAGUACCUAUGGAGUAUUGUAAGAGCUACUUGUCCAAGAUGAAUUGCUGAUCAUCUUGUUCUACAGUUUUCAUUGUUGGUCUAUUGCAGAUUUGUACCCUGUGUCAAACUCAACGUUUAUUGUUGAUAAAACGUUCAACCAGCAGCAGAAGUUCAAAAUUUUUCUGUCAGUGUAACAGAAACACGAUAUGUAUAUAACAUUUAUGUAGCAAUAAAUGUGCCAUCUUUUUUUAAAAAAAACUAAACUUGGUUCUUAUUUAUAAUGCAAUGCAUG